Catharus ustulatus (Swainson's thrush) is the source of this 2919-nucleotide messenger RNA. It is a transcript of the gene MAFB, whose product is annotated as MAF bZIP transcription factor B. Bases 698 to 1633 code for a protein of 311 amino acids. Gene Ontology annotation, molecular function: RNA polymerase II cis-regulatory region sequence-specific DNA binding; DNA-binding transcription factor activity, RNA polymerase II-specific. Lineage: Eukaryota; Metazoa; Chordata; Aves; Passeriformes; Turdidae. Gene Ontology annotation, cellular component: nucleus. The record is from RefSeq and is a predicted model, not a curated record. Gene Ontology annotation, biological process: regulation of myeloid cell differentiation; regulation of transcription by RNA polymerase II. The transcript has a single exon.
GCGCUGGCGGCGGCAGCUACAGCAGAGACCUGGGCUGUACUCGUCCCCCUUCUCCUCCUUUUUUUUUUUUUUUUUUUUUUUUUUCCCCUUCCUCCUCCUUCCCCUCCUUCCUCCCCCUUUUCCCUCCCCUUCGCCUGCGCUGCCAGAGCCACCGAAACUCCCGUGCAGAGCCGCGCCGCCGCCGGUAGCCCGUGCGCUGCCCCGGCGCUCGCUCGAGCUGGAAAGUUGCGGCAGGCUCCGGGCUCGGCUGCCGCGGGGAGGGGGCUCCGGACUUACAAAACCCGGCCAGGGGCACGGGCUGGGCGUUUGCACCGACCUUCUUCUUCCUGCACUGACCCGAAGGCAGCAUCUUUGUUUUGUUUUGCUUUUGCCCUUCCUGCUACCGCUCCUUUCUCCUUGCGAGCGGGCGCCUCGGAGCCGGCGGCUGCCGCAGCCCGCGGUGCGGGGCGAGCGCUGACACCGAGAGCCAGGAGCCAGCCAGGCGGCCCGCUCGUCCUUGGCUUUGUUGCUCCGGACUGAAGAAGCCCCAGAAGCCGGGAGAAGGAGGAGGCGGAGGAGUGGGAGCAGAGGAAAGGAAGCGAGAGCUGAAAGCCAAAGUUGGUUUGGAAUAGGGGAGCGCGGCCAGCCCUCUGCCAGACUGCGCGCUGGGGUAAAGUCUCCAGCCCCCUCCGCCGGGAGAGGUGCCCGCAAGACAGCGAUGGCCGGAGAGCUCAGCAUCGGAGCCGAGCUGCCCACUAGCCCGCUGGCCAUGGAGUACGUGAACGACUUCGACUUGAUGAAGUUCGACGUGAAGAAGGAGCCCCUGGGCAGGAACGACCGCUCGGGCAGGCACUGCACCCGCCUGCAGCCGGCCGGCUCCGUCUCCUCCACCCCCAUCAGCACCCCCUGCAGCUCCGUGCCCUCCUCGCCCAGCUUCAGCCCCACCGAGCAGAAGACCCACUUGGAGGACCUGUACUGGAUGGCCAACAGCUACCAGCAGAUGAACCCCGAGGCGCUGAACCUCACCCCAGAGGACGCUGUCGAAGCCCUCAUUGGGUCCCACCAGGUGUCCCAGCAGCUGCAGGGCUUCGAGGGUUUCCGGGCCCACCACCACCACCAUCAUCACCAUCACCAACACCACCACCAGUAUCCCGCAGUCACUCACGAAGACCUGGCCGGCAGCGGGCACCCUCACCAUCACCACCAUCAUCACCACCAGGCCUCUCCCACUCCCUCCACCUCCUCCAGCUCCUCCCAGCAGCUCCAGAACUCGCACCAGCAGCAUCCCCCCUCCAGCAGCGUGGAGGACCGGUUCUCAGAUGACCAGCUGGUCUCCAUGUCUGUGAGGGAGCUCAACAGGCACCUCCGAGGCUUCACCAAAGAUGAGGUGAUCCGCCUCAAGCAGAAGAGGAGGACCUUGAAGAACAGGGGCUAUGCCCAGUCCUGCAGGUAUAAACGUGUCCAGCAGAAACACCACCUGGAGAACGAAAAAACGCAGCUCAUUCAGCAGGUGGAACAGCUCAAGCAAGAAGUGACCCGGCUCGCCAGAGAGAGAGACGCCUACAAGCUCAAGUGUGAGAAACUGGCCAGCAAUGGCUUCAGAGAGGCCGGCUCCACCAGUGACAACCCGUCUUCCCCUGAGUUCUUCAUGUGAGUGCUUAACAAAAAUAAUUAAAAAACAAACAAAAACUCCCCACCCCCCAAACCUGACCCCUGUCACCUUCCCCCCCGCUCCCAUCCUCCUCUGACAUCUCCAUCCAUCCGUCUGCUUGACUAGAGAGAAAGGAGGAGAGAAAAAUAGAGACUUGAUUUUUUUUUUUUUUUUUUUCAGCAUCCAGUCUUCUAGAGUAGCUGUGGGAAAAGUAGGCUGGGGGUGGGGAUGGGAGAGGUAAAGUGCAACUUUUUGACUUUCGUGUGCAAGUUAGAGAGAGAGACAGAGGCAAAGGAGAAAAGGACAAGUGAAGCGUUUUAUAGAUCGCUUGCUUGCAGAGCGAGAUGGACUUUAAAAGAAUAAUAAUAAAAAAGGACAAUGAACAAGCCAUCUGUAAUAUACUGCCUGCUUGGAAAGAGAGAGGACAUAUACAGCACCAUCUCAUGCACAAUUUACCUGCUUGGAAAAAGAGAAUAAAUAAAAAGGACAAUAUAUGCAAACUCUUCAUAUAUUGCCUGCUUUGAGAAAUAAGUUACAGGACUCAGAUGGGACAUUCAAUCUAAGAAAAGAAAGAAUGAAAGAAAAAAAAACUCAUCAGUUUUAUUGCCUGCUUGAUUAUAUAGAAAAAUACGAAAAUCUGCAUUAAAAAUAUUAAUCCUGCAUGCUGGACAUGUAUGGUAAUAAUUUCUAUUUUGUACCAUUUUCUUGUUUAACUAUAGCAUGUUGAUCAUCGAUCAUAGAUUUCUGUUGUUGUUUCAUCAAUAAGAAAAACAUCACAAGUUAUCGAACUUUUUACUGCUUGUGCAGUUUUGUUCGUUGGUUUUGCUCUUGUUUUCUUUUAUGGUUGUUAGCUUGUAAAUAUCUGCUACUUCAAACCGUACAGGAGAAAAAUACACAAAAAACAAAAUAACAUUUCAGCAGGCUGGUUAUACGGUUUGUUUGGUGUUAAAGAGAUACUUAAAGAAAAAAAGUUAUGGGCAUUUUGCAUUAGAAAAAAACCAACUUUGUAUAUCUGGUGCACUUUUAAGUUGUAUUUUUUUGUGUUAGUUUUCAUUUUGGUUUUUGUUUGUUGGGGCAGAAGCAAAAAAGCCUGAGUGGCAUUGACAAACCUAAACUUAACAGGGAAAAACCCUCCUCGGUCACUAGAACCUACUCCAUGCCUUAAAGUGGCAGCGAAGCUCUUUCCUCCAGGACAAUUCCCAGCCUGAGUGGUUUAGGCUUGGCCAGAUAAUUUCCCUUCUGAUUGAACACUCAGGAAGCGAAGGACGGACGAGAUACCAGUUCCAUUU